AUGCCCUCUUCCACCUUCACCGCCAGCGCGGCCCUCCUCUCCCUCCUCGCAACCGCAACCGCCCAGUCAACCGUCGGCUUCGGCCCCGCCUUCUCCCUCGGCCCAACGCAGUCCUGGAUCCGCGAAGCAAACACCACCCUCGUUCUCCCCAAGACCCCGGGCCUCAAGGACCGUCUCGCCCUGUGGCCCGGCAUGGGCACCAGCGGCGGCGAUCUGAUCCAAGCCCUCGCCGUGUCUUUCUCCGACCCGAACGCCAAUUGCGGCGCCAGCGAGGGCCAGUGGUGCACGUGGGCUAGCACGCUGCAGGACGAGCAGCUGGGCGGCACGGAGGUCCCUGCUAAUGCGGGCGAUAAGCUUACCAUGCACUACGUUUACAACGACAGCACGGGCGAGUACGACCAAACCGUCUACAUCAACGGCGAGUCCGUCUCCACGCUUUCGACAUCCUCAGGCCAAGCUCAGGGCUGGGGUACGGCCGUGGAAUGCCAGGAUGACGCAUGCGAGAGCACUACCGUCGCCGCGCAUCGUAUGUCUCUCCCCAUCAAAACAGACAACCCGAUAUUUGAAAUUAACCUGGACGCAGAGUAUCUCGACACAACCAUCAUCCUCAACGCCGAGGACAACACCUUCAAGGACACGCUUGUUCUCACCGAAGCGGACUCAACCGAGUUCAGCUCGUCCGACGGCGGGAAGACCUGGACCGUUGAGACGAUCAACAUCCACGAGCACACCUACAACGUCUAA
Molecule: messenger RNA, 744 nt
Organism: Aspergillus mulundensis
Lineage: Eukaryota; Fungi; Ascomycota; Eurotiomycetes; Eurotiales; Aspergillaceae
Exons: 2
Coding region: 1-744 (247 amino acids)
Source: RefSeq, a predicted model, not a curated record